CAUACUUUCAAAAUGGGACGGAGAUCUAGGACCCUGUAGAACCUGAGGUAUUUCUCAUGGUUAGGAAACUAGCAGUCGGACAUGGAUCUUUAAAUAUCCUCAGUGACAGGAGUUUGUCGUGUAAACGUAAAGAAGAACAUGGAAAGGACGGUCUGCCUCCCCAGUCAGCCCGACAGGACCACCACAGUGACUCUAGUUGAGAGCAGCAGCGCCCCCAGCGGGGUGGAACUGGUCAGCUCCUACCAGACCACCAGGGUGGGAGACCCCAUGGACCUGGUGGCCUUGGCCACACAAGUACAGAGGGGGGAUGAUUUCACGAGGGCCAAUGCUUGCAACAAACUGACGGUCAUCGCUGACCAGAUCAGGUACCUGCAGGAACAGGCCAGGAAGGUUUUGGAGGACGCUAAAAGAGACGCCGACCUCCACCACGCUGCCUGCAACAUUGUCAAAAAACCAGGCAACAUGUACUACCUCUACCAGCGGCCAUCCGGACAGCAGUACUUCUCCAUCAUCUCCCCUAAGGAAUGGGGGCCCAGCUGCCCGCACGCCUUCACCGGCGCGUUCAAGCUUCAACACGACAUGUCCUGGACCCCCGUGGAGCAGGUGGAGAAGAGGGACGCCGAGAUUGCCAUCAUGGACAAACUUCUCAGCCAGCAGACGGCCCUGCCGCCGCACACAGGACCCAACUUCAAAGGCCUCUCUGAGUAGAGGGGGGGGGGGGGGGGGGUUACUCACCAGGGUCUUAAUGAGUCUGCACAGACGCGUCAAAGCAUCAGCUCCAGGGUCUCGUGCACUGACUCGAGGAGAAGAGGGUAAACUUUUAAACUGAUCUCCAGUCAUGGACUGACAUCAGAGCGAUUGUCAUGAUACGAACUGUUUGAUAUUUGAUCUUUUAAAUUUGUAAAUGAGCCUUAUCAAUAACAAGCGCAGCAAUGAGCAUCAUUUUAAGCUUUGGAUUUGGUUGACAAAGGUUUUAACUGAGAGGAUUUUGGAUUACUCUCCUGCGUGGCUCCAUGAAUCAGAAAUGAACAGCCAUUCAAACAU
Messenger RNA from Pungitius pungitius (ninespine stickleback), 1044 nucleotides. It is a transcript of the gene c8h1orf50, whose product is annotated as chromosome 8 C1orf50 homolog. NCBI's taxonomy places the organism in Eukaryota, Metazoa, Chordata, Actinopteri, Perciformes, Gasterosteidae. The coding region runs from base 139 to 708 and encodes 189 amino acids. The record is from RefSeq and is a predicted model, not a curated record. The transcript is spliced from 5 exons.